This is a messenger RNA of Daldinia caldariorum, 807 nucleotides long. Its product is annotated as glutathione S-transferase domain-containing protein. The transcript is spliced from 2 exons. NCBI's taxonomy places the organism in Eukaryota, Fungi, Ascomycota, Sordariomycetes, Xylariales, Hypoxylaceae. The record is from RefSeq and is a predicted model, not a curated record. Gene Ontology annotation, biological process: glutathione metabolic process. The coding region runs from base 1 to 807 and encodes 268 amino acids. Gene Ontology annotation, molecular function: glutathione transferase activity.
AUGUCUGCUCCGAAGCGUCAGAAGUCCAGCAAAGAUGUGCCAUACGAGCUAAUUUAUUGGCCUGGCAUCCCUGGUCGCGGUGAACAUAUCCGCUUGGCGCUCGAAGAGGGGGGGGCCACAUACACGGAUACAGCGCAAACCGAGAAGGGCAUGGAGCAAGUAACAGCGCAAAUCGCUGAAAGUAACGUGGGCGAUGAUUUAAACCCGCCACCUUUCGCCCCUCCCAUCCUCCGUCAUGGUGACCUCCUUAUCUCCCAGACUCCAAAUAUCUUACUAUACCUUGGCCCGCGACUUGGGCUGGUGCCAAGCGAAGAUGAUGAGGAGCACCCAGACGCGUUGUACAAGGUCAACGAACUCGCUCUGACAGCACUCGAUGGUUUGAGCAACGAAGUUCAUGACUGUCACCACCCUAUCGCUACGGGGUUGUACUACGAGGACCAGAAGGAAGAAGCUAAACGAAAGAGCAAGGAUUUCGUAGAGAACCGUCUUCCUAAGUUUCUAGGCUACUUUGAGCGCGUACUGCAGGGCAAGGCAAGCGGGGAAGGGCCGUGGCUUUACGGCGGUCAGUUGACGUAUGCGGAUCUGGUGUUGUUCCAGUGUAUUGAUGGCACGAAGUUCACCUUCAGAAAGGCCAUGUCCGCAGCCGAGAAGUUAGGCAAGUACGCGCAUGUAUUCAAACUGUAUGACGCCGUGAAGGAACGUCCUAGGAUUAGUGCGUACCUGGCUAGUAAAAGGAGACAGGACUACUCAAUGGGUAUCUAUCGUUACUAUGAUGAGUUAGACUUCGGGCCCGAGGGCCGAGAUUAA